Messenger RNA from Aspergillus mulundensis, 1065 nucleotides. RefSeq lists its product as uncharacterized. NCBI's taxonomy places the organism in Eukaryota, Fungi, Ascomycota, Eurotiomycetes, Eurotiales, Aspergillaceae. The record is from RefSeq and is a predicted model, not a curated record. The transcript has a single exon. Bases 1 to 1065 code for a protein of 354 amino acids.
AUGCAGACGCAGACGCCCAAUCCAGACCCCAUCGGCGUCCUCCUAAUCGGAAGCAUCCCCCUCCCCUCACCAGACGCCGUCUUCGCAAAGCUCGCAACAACCCUCCCAAACCGCCUGCACACCCUCCCGGACGGCGAAACAAGCACACGCUAUAACUGGAUCGAAUGGCAACUCCCCUGCUUCCCACUCGAAACCCUCCGCCCCCAACACGGGGGCAUCGAUCUCCCCGCUACGCCGGGAGUCUACAGCCAAGACUCCAUAGGCCGCACGCGCUACGACGAGGUCGCUAUAGAGUCAUACACCCGCUUCGUCGCGCUCCGCGAGAAUGGAAUAAUUCCUGCAGGCGUCCGGUUUCAAGUAAGCCUGCCGACGCCGUACGCCGUCAUCCAAAGCCACCUGCGGCCUGAAUUCCACGCACAGUUCGAGCCGUGGUAUGAAGCGCGCUUGCUUGAGGCCUUGGCUGCCAUUAUCGCACAUGUUCCCGCCUCCGCCCUCGCGAUCCAGUGGGAUGUAGCCGUUGAAGUGCUCGCUUUGGAACACGAGCGCGGGCGGCUAUGUAACGAGUUCUUCAGACCGCAUUUCAUCAACGAGCCUGGUGGUGUGAGGGCUGGUGUCCUCUCGCGCAUCGGCCGGAUCUGCGCGGGGAUUCCGGCGGAUGUUGAGCUGGGGUUUCACUUUUGCUAUGGCGAUGCUGGACAUAGGCAUUUUGUCGAGCCGGAGGAUUUGGGGCUUGUUGUUGAUCUUGCGAAUGGGGUUGUGGAAAUGCUGGGUAAAAUGCGUGAUAUUGGCUGGGUGCAUGUUCCUGUUCCGAAGGGGCGUGAUGAUGAGGCGUAUUUUGAGCCGUUGAGGGGUCUGAGGAUUGCGGAAGAGACGAGGUUGUAUCUGGGUCUUGUUCAUGCGUAUGAUCUUGAUGGGACGAGGUGGAGGAUUAGGGCUGCGCAGAGGGUCCUGCAGAGGGGCUUUGGCGUUGCGACGGAGUGUGGGAUUGGGCGGACGCCGGGGGAAGAGCUGGAGAGUAUACUGGACAUCUCGAUGGAGGUGACCGCACCGAUACGAAAUCAGUGA